Messenger RNA from Ogataea polymorpha, 2180 nucleotides. RefSeq lists its product as uncharacterized. The transcript has a single exon. NCBI's taxonomy places the organism in Eukaryota, Fungi, Ascomycota, Pichiomycetes, Pichiales, Pichiaceae. The coding region runs from base 1 to 627 and encodes 208 amino acids. Gene Ontology annotation, molecular function: nucleic acid binding; RNA-DNA hybrid ribonuclease activity. The record is from RefSeq and is a predicted model, not a curated record. Gene Ontology annotation, biological process: DNA replication, removal of RNA primer.
AUGUUUCUUCGACGAUGCGCUAUCCCCACCCUGCAUGCCCGCGCGGUCUCAACCUCAGUGGGGUGUCCAAUUCACCAUCAUGAUGUCGAUUUUCAUGGAGACCCCGUGGUAAAUGUCUACACGGACGGCUCGUGCCGGAACAACCAAAACUCUGAGCUCGCGCAGGCGGGUGCUGCUGUGUUCUUUGGCAGUAAUGAUCCGCGCAACUAUGGUUUCCUGCUUACCGGAAAACCUACCAACAAUAGGGCGGAGCUACUGUCCGUGCACGAGGCCACGCGGAUCAUUCUUGAUGACCUAAAAGAACACACCCAUACAAAAUUCCAGAUCAUGACAGACUCCAAGUACGUGAUAGGGUGUCUGACAGAAUGGUACCCCCGAUGGCAGUCCAAUGGGUGGCGAACCAGAAAGGGCAAAUCUGUCGCGAACCAGGACGAAAUCCGAGCGAUUAUGGUCAACGUGCGCGAAAUCAAUACGCAGUACGCAAAUAUUGGAUGGGGGCCGCUGUGCUUCAAGCACGUUUACGGACACAGCGGAAUUUAUGGCAACGAGAUAGCCGACAAACUAGCAACCGCUAUUAGCGGAAGUGUCUCGGCAGUAUCCGCAGCCCCCGUGCCAGACACACUCUAGAGUUUAGCCUUCCCUGUUUGUGUGUACACAUGAAUAUGAAAAUAUUUAGGAUUGAGCACCACGUUACUCCUUUAGACCCUCGAUCUUGAUUCUGGUUGCCUUGUUCAUGUAAGCAUUGUAGGUGAUUUUCGUGACUUCUGAUUGCGGGAACUUGAGGAAGGGGAUGUCGCUGCACGACGAGGCCAUCAGGUAGCCGUAGAACACCCUGAUGACCGUCUCGUCCGCGAUGACCAGCACGUCGUUCGUUAGGCGCUCGAUCUCCAUGAUCAGCGGCUCCAGCUUCAACGCCAGGUCGUGGUAGCAGUCUGCCCUUGGGUACCGGUGGUGGUACGGAUCGAGCUGGUGUCUCUGAUAGUCGUCGGGAAACUUUUCCUUUAGCUCCUCGUCUGUGAGUCCGUGAGCAUCGCCAGGGUUCAGCUGCGUCAUUUCGGGGCGGUGCGUCACUGAGAGCCCGACAUCCUUGAACACCUGCGCCAGUUGUGUAGUGCGCAGUCUCACAGACGUCCACACCUGCAAGUCUGCAGGCAGACUGUCGUGGCCUUGUUCCCGGUAAUGUUUCACCAUCGUGUCGAACAGCUUGUGCGCGUAAUCCUGGCCCUUGGCGUCCAGGGGCGGGUCGCUCUUGAAAUCGAGCUUGUUGUUGGAGCAUCUCGCAAAAUAAAUAGACCCUUUCUUGAUUUUUGAGUUCAUCAGAUAGAAUAUUAUUUUCGUCGUGAGGAAGUCGUGCUUCGACUUGUUCACCAGCAGCUUCUCACCAAAGUUGAUAAACUUGAUGUACGUGAGCUCCUCCUCGUCCAUCUCCUCAUACGAGUGAGCAACCACGCUAACCCUCUUCCUGUAGUCCGCAAUCGCCUCCUCGGCGUCCCAGUUGAUGUAGUCUGGCGAUUUUGCCGCGUCAGCUAUGUUGGUCUCCAGCAGUUUCGGGUCGUCGAUCAGGCUCUCGAUAAAAAUCACCUUCACGCUGUGCUGCUGUAGCACACGUGCGAGCUCUCGCCUCUGUGAGCUCACGCCGUUGACUGCGUCGUAAAUGGCGAUUUGGCCCAUGUCGUUCUGGAAAAAAUUGAGCACGUCUCGUACAGCCAGGUCGGUCAGUUCCUGGCGCACCCGUUUCGCCUCCUCGCUUUCCGGCUUCGGGUCGAAAAAGUCAAACGGCACGUGCUUUGUCUUCUCUCUUCUGAUGUCGCCCAGGUGGAACAAAUUGGCCCGCACUCCCAGCCAUCGCAAAUACCUGCACAGACUGAUGGACAAGUUGGUUUUACCGCGCGCAGGCGGCCCCACCAAAACGAUGCAAAUACAUCCCGCAUGAUACAGCUUCCCAGAAUCUGUGGAAUAAAGUUGGGCGGGGGACACGUGGAAGCGCGACACUGUCUUGUGAAUCUCGUCUAUGUCCUCAUGGACGUGGGGUGGGACAUGUCGCUCGCUUUUGUUGUCUGCGCCGUUUUCGUCGCCUCUCGACGAGGUCGGAAGCCACCUGUUCUGCUUGCGUGCAGAAUAAUUGCCCGGAAUCUUGGGCUCUUCAAUUUCAGCCAGGUCUUCGGACAUUUAAUAGCAAG